Messenger RNA from Mustela erminea (ermine), 4100 nucleotides. It is a transcript of the gene STAU1, whose product is annotated as staufen double-stranded RNA binding protein 1. The record is from RefSeq and is a predicted model, not a curated record. The coding region runs from base 501 to 2603 and encodes 700 amino acids. The transcript is spliced from 16 exons. Lineage: Eukaryota; Metazoa; Chordata; Mammalia; Carnivora; Mustelidae.
GACUUGUGGUUCCGGCCGCGGGUAGGGGGUGGGGCCGGGUAUGGAGGCGGGCGGGGGCCGGGGGCGGGCGCAGGCCCCUCCCCCGUCACUUCCUGCCGGGCUGCGGGCGCCGGAGCGGCUCUUCAGCGUUUGCGCCCGCGGCCGCCGCGUCUGGCUCGCCUCCCCCUUCCUCUGACCCCCUCCCCCCGGCCCGGCGGCGCCCGCCUCCUCAGCGGCCACUCCGCCUUUUCCCUCCGCCGUUCCCUUCCUCCUCUCCCUUCUUCCUUCCUCCUUCCCUUCUUCGCCGCCCCCGCCGUCGCCGCCCAGGACCGCCGGCCGGGGGACGAGCUCGGGGCAGCAGCCAGGAGUUUCCUAACCACAUAACCUCUCAGAACUGAACCAAAACAGCAUUAUUCCUGGAGCACUUCUUUUUAAAGGUAGAACUUUAGACUUCAUAGCACUGAAUUAACCUGCACUGAAAGCUGUUUACCUGCAGUUGUUCACUUUUGUUGAAAGUGACCAUGUCUCAAGUUCAAGUGCAAGUUCAGAACCCAUCUGCUGCUCUCUCAGGGAGCCAAAUACUGAACAAGAACCAGUCUCUUCUCUCCCAGCCUUUGAUGAGUAUUCCUUCUACUGCUAGCUCUCUGCCCUCUGAAAAUGCAGGUAGACCUAUUCAAAACUCUGCUUUACCCUCUGCAUCUCUUACACCCACCAGUGCAGCUGCAGUUCCUUCUAGCAUGGCACACCCCAAAGAGAAAACCCCAAUGUGUCUUGUGAAUGAGUUAGCCCGUUUCAACAAGAUUCAGCCUGAGUAUAAGCUUUUGCGUGAGCAAGGUCCAGCUCACUGUAAGGUGUUUACAGUACAGCUAACACUUGGAGAUCAGCACUGGGAAGCUGAAGGAACUAGUAUUAAAAAAGCCCAGCACACAGCUGCUGCCAAAGCUUUGGAAGGAACAAAAUUUCCUAAACCUAUAGUCCGCCCUUUUCGUAGCGAAGGAAGGAAUCCAGGUAUUAUGCGUGGGCCAAGACAGGUUCCUUUCAAAAGUGUGUUUAGAGAAAGCAUAACCCCUACGGUAGAGCUAAAUGCACUGUGCAUGAGACUGGGAAAAAAACCCAUGUACAAGCCUGUCGACCCAUACUCUCGGAUGCAGUCCACCUACAACUACAACAUGAGAGGAGGUGCUUAUCCCCCGAGGUAUUUUUACCCAUUUCCAGUACCACCUUUACUUUAUCAAGUUGAGCUUUCCGUGGGAGGACAGCAAUUUAACGGGAAAGGCAAGACAAGACAGGCGGCAAAACAUGACGCAGCUGCGAAAGCCUUGCGGACCCUGCAGAGUGAGCCGCCGCCCGAGAGGCCGGAGGGGAGGCGGCUGGGCGAGCAGGUGAAUGGAAGAGAAUCAGAAGAAGAAAAUCUCAAUAAAUCGGAAAUAAGUCAAGUGUUUGAGAUUGCACUUAAACGGAACUUGCCUGUGAAUUUUGAGUCUUUCCCUCUGAAACAGGUUGCCCGGGAGAGUGGCCCCCCCCAUAUGAAGAGCUUUGUGACCAAGGUGUCAGUUGGGGAGUUUGUGGGGGAAGGUGAAGGGAAGAGCAAGAAGAUUUCAAAGAAAAACGCUGCUAUCGCCGUCCUGGAGGAGCUGAAGAAGCUGCCGCCGCUGCCUGCGGUCGAGCGAGUGAAGCCCAGAAUCAAAAAGAAAACAAAAUCCAUAGUCAGGCUACAGAGCAGCACAGACAGCGGCCCGGGGAUGAACCCCAUCAGCAGACUGGCCCAGAUCCAGCAGGCGAAAAAGGAGAAGGAGCCAGAGUACAUGCUCCUCACGGAGCGAGGCCUCCCACGCCGCAGAGAGUUUGUGAUGCAGGUGAAGGUGGGAAACCAUACGGCGGAAGGAACAGGCACCAAUAAGAAGGUGGCCAAACGCAAUGCAGCCGAGAACAUGCUGGAGAUCCUUGGUUUCAAAGUCCCGCAGGCUCAGCCCACCAAGCCGGCCCUCAAAUCAGAGGAGAAGACACCAGUAAAAAAACCAGGGGAUGGAAGAAAAGUAACCUUUUUUGAACCUGGCUCUGGGGAUGAAAAUGGGACUAGCAGUAAAGAGGACGAGUUCAGGAUGCCUUAUCUUAGUCAUCAGCAGCUGCCCGCUGGGAUUCUUCCCAUGGUGCCCGAGGUUGCCCAGGCCGUAGGAGUCAGUCAAGGACACCACACCAAAGAUUUCACCAGGGCAGCUCCGAAUCCUGCCAAGGCCACGGUAACUGCCAUGAUAGCCCGUGAAUUGUUGUAUGGGGGCACCUCGCCCACGGCCGAGACCAUUUUAAAGAAUAACAUCUCUUCAGGCCACGUACCCCAUGGACCUCUUACAAGACCCUCUGAGCAGCUGGACUAUCUCUCCAGAGUCCAGGGAUUCCAGGUUGAAUACAAAGACUUCCCCAAAAACAACAAGAACGAAUUCGUGUCUCUUAUCAAUUGCUCCUCCCAGCCACCUCUGAUUAGCCACGGUAUUGGAAAGGAUGUGGAGUCCUGCCAUGACAUGGCUGCACUGAACAUCUUAAAGUUGCUGUCUGAGCUGGACCAGCCGAGUACAGAAAUGCCAAGAACAGGAAAUGGACCAGUGUCUGUGUGUGGGAGGUGCUGAACCUUUUCUGGCCACGAACCGUUGUAAAACCCCAACAUACAUACUGAAAAUACUGAAACUGCUUUGAGAAUUUGGAAUUUCUGAUACCUCCAGUGGGCUGAGAGACGUGCUGGGUAAAGAACCGAGGCGGCAGUGGUGACAAAGGCGGGAACACACGGAGGCGGCCGUGGCUGUGCGCACGGGUGCUGUUUUGUCCCCACACACAGGCAGCUGCUGGGGGGCACGGCAGGGUCUGCUGAGUGGCCUCGGGCCCCUCUGUGCUCGGCUGUGGCUGCUGCUGUUUGGGCCAUGGGAAGGAAACCGGGAGGAGAGCACUUUCUUGGAGUGGCUCACUCAAACCCUUGGGACACACCCUGGACACCCACGCCGGGGAGCGGGGCCGUUGACCAGCCCCAGAGCCAAAAGCACCAGAGAAAAUCAGAUGCUUCCUACUCAGCGCCAACUAACCAUUCUAGCGUGCUCUGGCCCCACCUCCCGUGGCUCCCACCUCCCCACCACUGCUUUCUCUCCCAAAAGAGAUAUUCUUAGUUUUAUUAUUUUCUUUUGAUUGAAAUGACACUAUAUAAAUUUUCAUCUGAGAGUUUCUCAAUUGUAUCUAGUUACAUAGCACAGUUUAGAAACUUGUCUGAGACUGACUCUAUCCGUAAUCUAAUCAGCAAAGAUCAUAUCCAUGUGUAUGUGGUUAUACGUUUUGACUUUAUUGGACUAAUCCAGGACCAUUUCAGUGAUGCAAAUUGUGUGCCGUCUGGUUUAGCUGAGACAGUCCUGGUUUCUCAGUCCUUGAAGUCUCCCACGGUUGUAUAAAUUGGACAGUUUAGGAAUUUUAAACUUUAAUGAUCAUUUGGUUCCUUUUCUAUUUUAUUUUUGUUAAUGCAACAGGACUUAAACAAAUGAACUUUGAUCUUUGUUUUAAAGAUUAUUAAAAAAAAUUGUGUGUAUAUACAUAUGGCUCUUGAGGACACGUAGCUUUCACACACUACAGGAUAUGGUCUCCGUGUAGGACGUGUACACCCGCAGAUGGAUUUCCUUGAGUGCUUUUGUACUGUUGAUUACAUCUCCAUGUAGGGCUGAAAAGAAUGGAAGAAUGACCCAUGUUUAUCUCUGAAACUGUGUUGCUUUUGACGUUGUGUUACUGUGCACAGACGCGUGUGCAGUUAAGGUCCUGCGUGUGGUCCGGAUGAAAAGCGCCGUAGCCUUGCAAGUUAAGUACUGCUUCGAUUCAUUGUUUGCGCUGGGAUUUUUCUCCCCAUGGAAUGUAAGUAAAACUUAGUGUUUGUCACCAAUAAAUGGUAAUACUAAAUUUUUUUUUUGGUUAAUUUAUUCUCAAAUGCCACUACUGCUAGCUUGGCCCCCUCCCAACCUGCCUCCUACCCUUUUUAAAGAAGGAAAGAAAAAAAAAAACACUUUGUAAUGCUUGUGACUUCUGUUUGGGCAAAAUUCUGAAGAUCUGAAAUAACUUUAUAUCAAACCAUUGAUCAAUAAACAGCUACUAAUGAA